CCCCUCUCUUCUUCAAUCGUCCCCGCCAUCUUCUAUCCCUUCUCCCUCGCAAGAGGGACUCGUGAAUUUUCACGUGAUUCUAACCGACAUUUCUGCUAUCGCGCCGACGCUUUCUUUCUUUGUCCGUUAAGCUUGUUUGCUCGUAGAUCCGUCUUCUUUCGUCGAUAUUUAUUCCAUCUCCCACUCGCUCGUCGCUGAUUAGCGAUAUCGUUCAAAAAUUACGGCUUUUCGCUGCGAUUCUUAUUGGCGGAUUCUUUAAAAUGCUAAAGAGGCACUUGUUGCGUAAUAUCGAAUACCGUUUUUGCAUAGAUUGCGAAGAAUAAUCAAUACGAGUUGUAGCUCUGGAUAUCAAAUUUUAUACCUAUGUUUCCUACGCGACGUCAAUGUUCACACUGAAAAUACAAAGUGCUUAUUAGUAAACCGGUCUUAAUUGUCACUGUAAUUAACGACUACACUGUGUCAAAGUGCUGAUACAUAAUUUUAUAUAAAACUAAAAUUUUCUAACUACUUGUAGAGCGUUGUAUAAUUUUUAUUAUAAAAAUAUUUAAUUAAAGAGAAAUUAUAUUUUUUAUUCGAAAUCGAAAUUUAAACUGAUAAAAUCUGUCGUGACGGACGGAAUGAUAACUUCUUACACGGAUAUAUCAUUGAACCUCGCGCCAUGUGUCAAAUGGAAAUAUAUUAAUCCGUGACAAUUAAUAACGUUGUCUUUAGAUCGAAUUAGUAUACUGAUCGAUUUUAUCGAUAGUGCAAACGAAUUAUGAUUUACAUGUGGACUCUACAUUUUUCUUGGAAGAGACGACUUGGCGAUUAGUUACCUUACAUAUUUUAGAAAAAAUAUAUAUUUGUAUCAAAUAGUAAGUAGUAAAAAAAGCUAUCUUUGUGAGAUCGGAGUUUUUCUUAAUUAUCUACAUGUACAAGAGCUGUCAGAUCAUGAAUACAUCAAGUGAUGAUGAACAUUAUGAAUAUCAAAAGUAUCUUUAUAGAAAAAAAGAAUGGCCUGGUUACAAGAAAGUGGGUAAAUUCAAUGAUGUAGCAAUCUUAAUACAAGAGAUAUAUCGUCUGAUACCUUUUAUACAUGGAUCUUUUUAUAAGUUUCAUCCAUUGAAUAUGCCUUAUAUUAUGGUAGGACAAAUUGAGAUUGUAGGAAUUAUUAUAAAAGUUAUUAAGAAAAAGAUGUGUUAUGAUCUUAUUGUUAAUGAUGGAACUGGUGCUAUUACUGUAAUCAAAAAAAUACAUAACUUGGAAUCAGAACAAAAUGAGAGAAAAAGAAUAGAUGAGAAGCACAAGAGACUUGCAAAAGCUGCAUUUCUCGGUAAGAAAUGGCAGCGACACGAUAGCAUGACUGAGCCUUUACCAAUACGUUUUCCAAAAGUAAGACCAGAUAUUGAAUAUGAUUCCGAAAUUCCUUUACGAUACAGAGCUUACUUAGAACAUAAAUGGUAUGAAGAAGUUAAUCAUGGGUUAUUAGGAAAACCAAUCGAACUAUAUGACUAUGUACAUGUUAAAGGAUUCAUUCAAUUAAAUUUUGAACAGUAUCCAGCACCAGAGAAAGAAAUAUCAUUCGAAGAUAUUUGUGUAGCAAAUCCAUACAUCGUUGCAUCACGUGGUAAUUUCGAACUCAUCAACGAAUAUGACUACAAUAAAAAAAUGCUAGAAAUAAUGAAUAAUGUGAAGAAAAGAUAUAAAAGACCAGAGUAAUAUCGUAUUUUAUUUAAAUUUUAUUCUAUAAUGUAUAGACAAUUUUUCUAAAGAAAUCUGAUUGUAUAUUCUACUUAUUGUUUUUACCUGUACACAUUUUGUAGCUGUUAAAGAUGAAACUUAUUUGUUAUGCCUUAAAUGUUCAAUACUUCGUAACUGAUGGUUGUGUUAAUAUAGAAAUCGUUUCCUAUUAUUUAUUUUCCUAUUUAAGUAAUAUACGUAUGGUAUAAAAAAGUUGUAAUAAUAUGAAAGUAUCUUAUUAAAGAUAAAAACGGAACCGCGUUGUAAA
Molecule: messenger RNA, 1987 nt
Organism: Cephus cinctus (wheat stem sawfly)
Lineage: Eukaryota; Metazoa; Arthropoda; Insecta; Hymenoptera; Cephidae
Exons: 5
Coding region: 910-1698 (262 amino acids)
Source: RefSeq, a predicted model, not a curated record